UAAAACUUGGGGCAGAGAAUUUCCAAAAAUCUUUCUCUCCUUUCGUGACCGAUACGACGGCUGCGGCUCCCGAAUGGUUUCGGAAAUCGAGUAAGCAGACUGCAUUGAUUUUCUUCUGCGCGCUGGCAACUCGGUGAGCCCAUCGCGGGAGAGGGGGUGAGAAGAGUUGGUGCGUUUCCUUUGCUGUUCUGUGGCUCCUUCUCUUUGAGGAAAGAAAAAGCAUGGUGAGGAAGAGGCGCCAAAGCAGUGGAGGUCAGCCGGAAAGUCACAAGGCAGCGAGCAAGGCGGUGGGAAUGUACUUCUUCAAAGUCCUAAUAGGGGACUUCCAUUCGAAGCUUUACAUCCCUCCAGCCUUUGCAAGAUUAAUUGAGGAUGACGAUUCUAAUGAUGCCACUUUGAACACUUCAGUUGGAUGUUACCAGGAUAUAGAAGUUCUUAAAGACAGCUAUAGCAUGUAUUUUCAGAAUGGUUGGCGUGAAUUUGUUGAGCAUCAUUAUUUACAAACCGGAGAGUUUCUUGUUUUCCGGUAUGAUGGUAGUAUGCAAUUUGACAUCAAAAUAUUUGAUAGAAGUGCAUGUGAAAAAAUUUGUUUCAAGCCAGUUCUAGUGGAGGAUAAGAAUUCCAUCACAUGCAAUCCGAAAGAGAAUGCCUCUCUGUCGAACAUUUAUAUGUGCGACCUUGAAGUAUCAAGAAAUGAAUGUGAGGAUGAAGUUGCUGAGGACAGUUGUCAGAGGUUGAGGGAAAAAUGUAGUUCUUCCAAGAGUUUUGUUACUGAGGGCACGGAUGUUCUUGAUAUGACUUCUUGUAGAGAUCCUUUAAAGUCAAAGAGGCAUUCUGUAACUGAGAUAAAUGGAUCCACGCCUGAGAAGGCCAUCCUGAUUUUGUGA
Messenger RNA from Nymphaea colorata (pocket water lily), 887 nucleotides. RefSeq names its product putative B3 domain-containing protein Os03g0621600. The record is from RefSeq and is a predicted model, not a curated record. Gene Ontology annotation, molecular function: DNA binding. Lineage: Eukaryota; Viridiplantae; Streptophyta; Magnoliopsida; Nymphaeales; Nymphaeaceae. The coding region runs from base 222 to 887 and encodes 221 amino acids. The transcript is spliced from 3 exons.